AGUGCCAAGAUGCCUAUGGUGUUGCAGUGUUGCCUGGUGAAAACCCCACCAAGCAGCAAUGUGAAUCACAGUUAGAUAUCCUAAGCCUUUCUGAAGUUCCGAAUUCAAAUAAAUCUCAUAUGUACUUGGAUGCCCAAUCAAACCACCAAAAUCACAUCGAUCUUAAAAUGGAAAAUGUGGAUCUCUUUACGCCACACAUUUUGGAUAUGGAUAUUGAGAAGGGAAAGUUGGAGAUACCUAAAUCCAAUGAUGAAACUAUUGGGAAUUUGAAGACUGAGGAUCCAUUAACUCAUUGGCAGAGGACAUUACAGAGACAGCUUAGCUUACAGAUAAAAGGGAAAUUCAUGCACCUGUUAAUGACUGACAAUCUUGUGUUGCCCAAGUUCAUUUCUAGAGAUAAAUCUGGAACUGAGAGAGUUCAUGAUAUGCCAAAUAACAGGUCGAGGAAAUAUAAACGUUCUGCCUCGUUCAAUUCAAGAAAAGUUGUUCUCCUCUUCUCAGUCUUGUCGAGUAUGGGGACGAUAAUAUUGAUAUAUUUGACACUGAGAGCAAGGCAGAUGGGUGAUGGAUAUGCUCAUGUCUGAUAAUGUCUAACCUUUUCCAGUUGCCAAUCUUUUGUGAAAGAGUGUCUCUAGGGUUCUUCGGGUUUUCUUCGAUUUCCUUUUUUCAGGUUUUAAAUGCAUUUUGGGUAUUUUUCUUCUUCUCAUGUACAUAAAGUUGAAUUCACUCACCCUUUCUAGUUCAUGCUCCCCGUUAUAUAAACUAAUCGUUUCAUGAUACAACUUGAUUCUCGUUACACAAAGCACAAGUUUCACACUGCUUUUAUCACUCAUUCUGAU
Molecule: messenger RNA, 839 nt
Organism: Ilex paraguariensis (yerba mate)
Lineage: Eukaryota; Viridiplantae; Streptophyta; Magnoliopsida; Aquifoliales; Aquifoliaceae
Source: the annotation of a GenBank genome assembly